Molecule: messenger RNA, 771 nt
Organism: Leptonychotes weddellii (Weddell seal)
Lineage: Eukaryota; Metazoa; Chordata; Mammalia; Carnivora; Phocidae
Gene: PSPN
Product: persephin
Molecular function (GO): glial cell-derived neurotrophic factor receptor binding; growth factor activity; receptor tyrosine kinase binding
Source: RefSeq, a predicted model, not a curated record
CCUCAGUGCCCCCCCCACCUCUUUCCAGAAAGCAGGUGGGGUGGGGGACCCCGCGGCCCGCCCUGGCUUCAGCUCUGGCUGCCGCAACCCUCGUAAAUCAGGGGUGAAGGGGGUGUCGGAAAUGGGUCUGCGGAAUGUCUGGAUGGGGCCGGGAGGGGGUGAGCACUUAACUCUUAAGAGGCACAGGGGGUGGGGCAGAGGAACUGGCCUGAGGAUGCGGGGUCGUCCUGCCGCUACAGCAGCAGGAAUGAAGAGGUUAUUUCCCCCGCCCCCGCAGGGGGAUAAAUUGAGGGUGCGAGGCGUCCCCACCGCCACGACCCGCCCGCCACGAUGGCCAUGGGACGAGUCCUACUCUGCUCUCUGCUGCUCCUGUCGCUGCAGCGGGGCCUCAGCAGGGGCCCCGGUGCUCGGGGUGCUCUGGUGGCGGAGGAAGAGCUCCGAGGGACCCAGAGGACGCAGUUGGGUGCCCGCCUGCGCCGAGCCCUGGCCAGCCCGUGCCAGCUGUGGAGCCUGCCCCUACCUGUGGCUGAGCUGGGUCUGGGCUACGCUUCGGAGGAGACGGUCAUCUUCCGCUACUGUGCGGGCAGCUGCCCCCGCGGCGCGCGCACCCAGCACGGCCUGACGCUGGCCCGGCUGCGGGGCCAGGGCCGAGCCCACGGCGGGCCCUGCUGCCGGCCCACCCGCUACGCCGACGUGGCCUUUCUCGAUGACCGCCACCGCUGGCAGCGGCUGCCCCAGCUCUCGGCGGCUGCCUGCAGCUGCGGCGCCUAA